GAACUUAAAAUCAUAAUAUCAUCAUUAUGAUUAUGGCCACUAAACACUCUUUUCAGCUGUUAGGGAUGCUCUUCGUCCUCAUAACUUUGCUAGCUCUUACAAAGCUAGCAAUGGCAGAUGACAUUGAUGAUGUUCCAGCAGAUUUUAAUAGUGCUUAUUUUCCAGAUGACUUCAUUUUCGGGACAGCCACUUCUGCUUAUCAGAUUGAAGGUGCAGCAAAUAAGUCGGGUGCAGGACCUAGCGUUUGGGACGCAUUUACCCAUCAAUUUCCAGAUAGAAUAAAAGAUCACAGUACCGGAGAUGUUGCCGUUGAUUUCUAUGAUCGUUUCGACGAAGAUUUAAAAAAUGUCAAGAAAAUGAAUUUUAGUGCUUUCAGAUUCUCCAUUUCAUGGCCUAGAGUUAUACCUAGUGGAAGGAGAAGCGAAGGGAUAAAUCAGGAAGGAAUUGAUUUUUACAAUAGAGUUAUCAAUGAAACCAUAAAAAAUGGACUGGAACCUUUCGUUACUAUUUUCCAUUGGGACACUCCUCAAGCUUUAGAGGACAAAUAUGGUGGCUUUUUAAGCUCUAAUAUUGUGAAUGAUUAUCGUGAUUAUGCGGAUCUUCUUUUCGAAAAAUUUGGUGAUCGAGUAAAGUACUGGAUGACUUUCAAUGAACCAUGGUCUCUUAGUGGAUUCUCUUAUGAUGAUGGAGUUUUUGCCCCUGGUCGAUGCUCAUCUUGGGUGAAUCGUAAAUGUCAAGCUGGAAACUCGGCUACUGAACCUUAUAUAGUUGCACAUCAUCUCCUUCUUUCUCAUGCUGCAGCUGUAGGAGUAUAUAGAAAUCAAUAUCAGACAACUCAAGCUGGCAAGAUUGGGAUAACGCUCUUUACUUUUUGGUAUGAACCACUCUCCAAUAGAUCAAUUGAUAUACAAGCAGCCAGAACAGCUCUUGAUUUCAUGUUUGGAUUGUGGAUGGAUCCUAUAACUUACGGUCGUUAUCCAAGAACUGUACAAGAUUUAGUUGGAGAUAGAUUACUCAAGUUUACUUAUGAAGAAUCUCAAAUGCUUAGAAGAUCAUAUGACUUCCUUGGAUUACAAUAUUAUACUGCAUAUUAUGCAAAACCAAAUGCUCCAGUUGAUCCAAAUUAUAUUAGAUACAAAACUGAUAGUCAUAUUAUUGAGACUCCUUUUGAUUAUGAGGGUAAUCCUAUCGGUCCACAGGCAUACUCUCCUUGGUUUUAUGUCUUUCCGAAAGGUAUUCGACAUCUAUUAAAUUACACCAAAGAUACAUAUAACGAUCCAGUAAUUUAUAUUACUGAGAAUGGAGUUGAUCGUUACAAUGAUAAAAAUCAAACGAUCGAAGAGGUGAUUAAUGAUCAAUUUAGGAUAGACUAUUAUAAAGAGCAUAUGUGGAAUGCGUUGGGAUCUCUCAAGAACUACUCUGUUAAUCUUAAAGGUUACUUUGCUUGGUCGUAUUUGGACAACUUUGAAUGGAAUAUUGGUUAUACAUCAAGAUUUGGUUUGUACUAUGUGAAUCGUAGUGAUAACCUCACAAGAGUUCCUAAGAAUUCAGCUGGUUGGUUCACGACAUUCUUGCAGGCUAAUCAAUCUAUGAUCGGCAAAGUUAAAUCAAGCAAUUCAAGAAAGAUUGGCAAAUACUACAUAAUGUAAACUAUAUUGUGACUUCUUAUUUGUCUUUGCAUUUGAAUAUUAUCACUGGGCUAUGUAUCCAAUACAAUAAAUUCUAUGUGUGUUUUGUACUUGUAAUCCAUGUUUGGAAUAAAUGUUACUAUCCUCUUCCAUCA
Messenger RNA from Manihot esculenta (cassava), 1783 nucleotides. RefSeq names its product cyanogenic beta-glucosidase. The transcript is spliced from 13 exons. Gene Ontology annotation, molecular function: beta-glucosidase activity. The record is from RefSeq and is a predicted model, not a curated record. The coding region runs from base 27 to 1649 and encodes 540 amino acids. NCBI's taxonomy places the organism in Eukaryota, Viridiplantae, Streptophyta, Magnoliopsida, Malpighiales, Euphorbiaceae. Gene Ontology annotation, biological process: carbohydrate metabolic process.